Messenger RNA from Strongylocentrotus purpuratus (purple sea urchin), 2549 nucleotides. RefSeq lists its product as uncharacterized. The record is from RefSeq and is a predicted model, not a curated record. Lineage: Eukaryota; Metazoa; Echinodermata; Echinoidea; Camarodonta; Strongylocentrotidae. Bases 319 to 1398 code for a protein of 359 amino acids. The transcript is spliced from 5 exons.
UACUUGGUAAAAACAAAUAUAUCAGAGAUAACAUACAAGCAGACCGAUCGUGAUUUUAGAUACAUGUACUGUAGCAGGCUUCAUGUAUAGAAAGAACGUUCGAUCAGUUCCAAAGUUUGAUGAACUUUAUAGGUUAUCCUUGUGCUAUAUACCACAGCUUGACAGUUUCAUGAUCGCAGCAUAGUAUCUAGCUCUGGCUCUGUCUGUCAAUGACCCGACUUGUUUUUCUGAACUUGGAUUCCGUCAAUUUCCGUAUUCCAGUGUGAAACUGAGCGAUUAUUGUCGUGUUUAUAACUGAGAGUGGUGUUGCGUUUAUAUAUGGCAGGGUUUGGAUCAUUGUUACCUACGCCAAGACGGAAAAUGGCGGGAAAACGUAUGAUUAUUGGUGUAAUGUGCAUCGUGUGUUUGGUGUCAGGGGUGUAUAUCAAGUUCUUCAAUCACGAAUCAUCAGAUCAACUUCUCAUAGCUAAUCGACAAGGUGUUCAAGGUGAUGCUGUCGUUAUCGCAGCAGCUAAACCAAACUUUCAUCGGUUAGGAACAAACAUCAAGAAAGAAGAUUCAAACAAAUUAGACACUGAUGAAGGUGUUCAAAGGGUAGAAGCACAACAACUAGAACAAAUAAUUGAUGAAGGUGAAACUCAUCAAGUGGAUGAUAAUGAAGAGGCUGAAUUGGAUGAAGCAAGGUAUGAAGAUAAUGAAGAGAAGAAAGAUGAACGGGGAGACGAUUACCAAGAGGAAAAACCUAACGACGUCCAGAAAGAUGAAACUAGCCACGAUCAGGUCGAUCCACAACCAUUCGAUGCCGAUAAACCAAUCGAACGUGUAGAAGGAGAAGACGACGAGGAGGAGGAUGAGCUCCUGCACGAUGCUGGUGGGGAUGGGGGCGAACAAAAAGAGAAGGAGGAAGAGGAGGAGGAUAUUGAGGAGGGGUAUGAGAAACAGGAUGGGCGUGGUCCACAUGGUAUCAAACUCUUUGAUUGGGAUUACUGGGUGAAGGACAAUCAGUUUGUGGACCUAGGGAAUGUUUGGGGGUAUUGUGAUGACGAUGAUCCACCUGUGAUCGGCAAAAUCAUUCUCCUGGAAGAUGAAGAAAGAGGAGGGGUCAAAAGUAUCUUUCUCUUCAACACUACAUUUGAUAAAGACGUAUUAAUGGGUAAGGUUGAGAUCAGCAUUGACUACAAUGGCAUGCACUUCUUUACUAAAACUGCGGAUCUGGAGGAUCUUGAAAUAGAAGGAGAUUUUUUCAAGGCUCCAAUCGUAAAAGGCGAUCACUAUUUUGUACGUGAAAAGCAUAUAUCUAGUUUUAUUCCUAAGGGCCAUUACUACGGGGAAGCUAAGAUGACCGACCAAAAUGACAGAUCGCUAUUAUGUGCAACAAUGAAUCUACACAUGAAAUGAUCGUCGUCUGUCUAAAAACCAUUCCAAAAUGUGAGAAGGGUUGCGUAUAAAAAAAAAGGUGCUAGUCUCCUUUUUUUAUGGCGAUGUCGAAAAUGAUGUUGGUGGCGAUGUCAGUGGUGAUGACAGUGGUGAUGUCGUGCAAUAAUAUAGGGGUGAAUAUAGUUUUAAUACCCGAUGUCAAUAUCGAUGUCAUACUACAAUGAACUUUGAAUUCAUCUUCUUUGUAGGCCCUAUAUAGUAUAUCACGGGUGAAUUCGGUGAACCAACUCUGAUUUUCAUUUACUAUGUAUACCGAUGACAUAUCAGCCUCGCAUAUAUUAAGCCGAGAUAGAAACAACUGCUCUCUUGAUGUGAAAAUUCGGCCCUUUAUGGCGUGAUUUGGGCCUACAUCCGCACUAUUCACUCUAUAUUGUGUGUUAUUGAUCAUGGUGUGAGGGGGAGGGGAGUUCUCGUGCCCCCCCCCCCCCCCUCGAUUCGAUUCGGCUCUGUUUAUGGUAAAAUUAAUGUUUUUUUAUUUUGUAUAUGUCUCUUGUUAAUGUUAAUCUAUUGCAAAUGCUGAAUAUACAUCCAUGAAACCAAUUCAUUGUAUGUAGAUGUCCAAUAUAAUGUGCACGACAAUUAAAGGCCUACAUAAUCAUCUCUUGUCAUCGUCUCUUUGAUAGCGUGACUAUAGUAUCCUUUGACCCUUGUACUGGCGAUAGAUUGUAGACCUUUUUUGUGCUGACACCCAAGUCUUCUGAUCUUAAUGUAACCAUUGUAAUCAGUGUAUUAUCAAGUCACAUCACGCUUUCUAUGCAUGGUAAAACAAUCUACCUCGGAAUAUUUUCUAUCCCAUUAUUUUGUAAUCAUUGCCGUAAUGUUUCGUUGUUGUUUUGUUUCAUGCAGUAUUACUCUGUUUGGUGCCAUCCUAGUAGCCUUUGUUUUCUAUUGGUAUAUGUCAUGUAGCUGCAAGGUAGGGCGAAUGUAAGGCAAAUGCUACGUUUGCUAAGUUGCAGAAUCUAUAUAAUUAUGUAUCUAUAUUAUGCCCCAUAGCUUGGAAGCCGUUGUGUUAUGAAAAGGUUCUGCAUAUUAACACUGUAUCCAGGUCUUCUAUGUCAUUAAAGGUACUAUGUCCCUUUUGCAGCCAACCUCAAAUUAUGUAGAACUUUGCA